GACGGUGACUUUCUAUAAACACACACUAUGUUGAUGACUGUCCCGGAUGUCAGUUGUAAAAUUCGUUGAACCAGUAAUACAACAUUUUUAAAGGAACCACACGAUUUGUACAUAGCCUUUUCUCACGCUCGUUCUAAACUGAGUGUAAGCAAUCACGUCUCAGUAAGCUGUUAUACCGUUAUGUUCUAUUGACUGUGUUCGAUCAGUAUCAGCAGAGACAUGAUGAUACAUUGGGGAGGUGUUGGUAUUGGGAUACUGUUGUGUUACUUUAGAGGGGUACAGUGUACGGUAUGUUCAGAAGCUGCAGCAUUGGAAAACAUCGAAGUGAUCAAGAUGUGUCAGAGCGGCAGUAUAAAUACACAACGUGUAGUCAUAGAUACAUAUGAUACAGGAGACCCGGAUGUGUUCAGCUGUACCUGUACCGCAAGACCAAAUAAAAGAUUAAGUGAUAUUGUCAGCUUUGGCAGGUCGUAUACAGUUGAUCAAGAAGCAAAUUGUGGCAGUACACUCAAUGUGCAAUCAUCUCAAACAGACUCCGUUAGCUUUGAUUGUAAAUGGCCGGACGUAGUCUAUCGUAAAAAAUGGAAUUCGUUUGAGUUUAUAUUGUCCAGGACGACACGCACCGAACCUUGGAAAUAUGGAUACUGUAUUCUUUUAGACACAGAUGCCAUCAGUUGGAAUAUUUCCUGUCUUCCACCAAUCGCAAUGACAAAGACUUCGACAACAACCUCAUCGUCAAUAAUAACAAGACCAACAUCAACAACAAGACCAACAACUACAAAACCCACGAUAUCUUCUGUAUCAGUGACACAAACAAGCUCGUCCAAUCCACCGGGAAGUAGUCCCGAACGAAAUUGUUCUCCACAAACAGUUGAAGUGUUUUCAACAGCGACUGUGGUUGUACCUAUUGUCAUCGUUGUGUUAAUAGCAGCUGUGACAACAAUAGCAAAUGUGAUCCUAUAUCGAAGACGUUUGGCACUCGAUAAGGAACCAAAGAACACACAUCAUGACCUUCAGUUGUCAGUUUCCGUCGUUUACGAUAGCAUUGACGUAGAUCGCCUAGAACCUCCCAACACUUACGCCGAUACCAAUGCUGGGAGAAUGUACACCAAUACGGCAGCCGGUACCAAUGCUGGGGGAAUGUACGCAAAUACGACGGCAAGCACCAGUGUCUCAAAUCCAUAGAUGGCACAGAAGAACUGUCAUUGAUGCGCCGAACAGCAAAGAACAUCUAAAAUCUAGAUUUUGUAAAGCAUUGGAAGUCUUUCUUUCCAACAAAUACCAUAUCAGUCUUCUGUAUGUAGCUGGAGCAUGUACAGAAUAAAGACACUGCACAACCAAGAGAAGGGGAAAACACAUAUCUGAUAAAAUUGUUUAAUGACACUCACCAAACACGAUCAAAUGAAGCUAUGCCAAUAUCAUUGAAUAUCCAGAUACGUCAGUUCUUCACGUUUAUCUUUAAAUUGACAUAUGGUGUGUUUAUUUACAUAUUUAUAAAAACAAAGCGUCUAAAACCAGUGGAGAUCAUUUAGUUUUAGAUUAUAGCAUUUAAGGAUUACAACACCAAUGUCAAAAAUUGCAGCAUUGAAUAAGAUAGUUUGCUGGCAUAACACUAACUUGUAUCAUUUCUGAAAGGAAAUCUCUGCAUAGCAAAACUGUUAGAAAGUAUAAAAUGAAAACGGGAAAAAUGAACGAAUGAUCCCAACAAUAAUGUUCUGAAAAGUAACAAUUUGACGACGGUGUGAGACUUGGAUUCGAACCCGUGUCUUCAUUUCAAAAUACGUUCGCUUUUACCAACUGAGUGACUUAAUCAACGGUUAAUCCCUGGUCUAAUCCCACUAAAGCUGUAUCCCAAAUUGAAGAGGGGUUAUUGCAUGUAUGAACAACUACAAUUGAAUUAUCUAUUGUUUUGAUAAAGGUGUGACAUAUUUCUAACCAACUUAUCUUCCAGGACAGGACACAUCUUUUGUCCUUCAAGUUAAACUAUUGAUCAUUGAUCCAUAUUUUAUGCUGAUGCAUCCCGUAUACAUAGUACGGUCUUGUCCAACGAAAAACUAUUAAUUAAUAAAUGUGAAUCGAUCAUGAGUAUCUGUGGUGAAUGUUCAAGUAUUUGUACAUCAUUAGUGCUACUUCUAUUCACAUAUCUUUACUUUUCAUCAGAUAAUACAUGUACCUGUAUGUAUUCUUAUUUGAAAUUGUGAAGGUUUUAAAAAUAAAUGUCAUUAUGUUUGUAUUCGUUUAAGGGACAGUAUCAAAGUAGGUAUCCUUACACAAAUCCUAUUCUCAGAUUUUUUUAUUAAUGUUUUGUUAUUAUAUUUUGUAUCAGAUACUGUAGUAAAUGUUCGGACUCUCAAAUAGCAUGAUACCUGUUUGUAAGUGACUACCAAGUAUAAAUGUGUUAAUUGGAAUGAAGAUGAUUGUUAUCUGUACUGUGUGUAUUAACCUUUGUCAAUAAGUAUGUGUUUUUCUGUUUGUUGGAAUACUUGUUUAUUCGGAUAUCGAACAAUUUUCUCGAAUAUUUAUUUUUGCUGAACAUUUAACUGCCUCUCAAGCGUAAAACUAAUUAAUUCCGGAAUCAAAUUUCCUUGUCGACAUCAUGUAUCACUCCUUUGUACAGUUCACGAAUGUCGUAUGUUAACCUUUAAUUUGAAUAUUUUCCUGUUACACCUAGGUCAGACAGGUAUCAUUCAACACCAAACACAGGAUGGUAGAGUAGGUAAUUAUUUCAAUCCUUCCAUCCCCUUUUGCUGUAUCACUUUGGAAUGUAUAUCACAUCAUGGCACAGUAACUUUAAAUAACAAUACCACCCGUAUAUCCGUAUAUGACUUCGUAGAGAAAGGGCAAAUUGUACAACGGGAAACUGCAGCCUAUUUAGGUAUUAGUCGUUCACUGGUAACAUCCUUUUAAACUCGGUGAUAUUUUCGCUUUAAGAUGUAUUUACUAUAAAUGAUAUACGGUGAAACAUAUCCGCUGUCAUGAUAACUUCGCCAUCGUUACAAAGGUAGAAAUAGGCAAAAGUUAAACUACGGCGAGCAUUUCCCAGUAAAAAAUAGAUCUAUGAGUGAGCUUCGGUAUGUUAAGAUAUAUCUGUGACGUCAGAUCAACACGUAAAUGUGGUACAGUGUAUCAUUAUAAUCAAAUAAAAGAAAUGUUAUAUAAAUA
Messenger RNA from Mizuhopecten yessoensis (Yesso scallop), 3162 nucleotides. RefSeq lists its product as uncharacterized. The record is from RefSeq and is a predicted model, not a curated record. The transcript is spliced from 6 exons. Lineage: Eukaryota; Metazoa; Mollusca; Bivalvia; Pectinida; Pectinidae. Bases 220 to 1185 code for a protein of 321 amino acids.